This is a messenger RNA of Exaiptasia diaphana, 503 nucleotides long. Its product is annotated as alpha-1,6-mannosylglycoprotein 6-beta-N-acetylglucosaminyltransferase A. Lineage: Eukaryota; Metazoa; Cnidaria; Anthozoa; Actiniaria; Aiptasiidae. The record is from RefSeq and is a predicted model, not a curated record. Gene Ontology annotation, biological process: protein N-linked glycosylation. Gene Ontology annotation, cellular component: Golgi apparatus. Gene Ontology annotation, molecular function: alpha-1,6-mannosylglycoprotein 6-beta-N-acetylglucosaminyltransferase activity.
UGGUURAGACAGAACUGGGAACAACAUUAUMAAUGCUAUAUUGAACGCCACUCUCUUGAUAUUGAUGACAGCUGCUCAGUGCAUAUGUACCUAAGUGAGGUAGAAAGCUGGUGCCCUCUUCUGGACUUCCGCAAAAAGUUGCGUGAGGAAUCCCUGGACGGUAAACCUAAACGAAAGGCAAUUUUAAAAAGGCAGUUCUAUGAUUUAAUGGCAAUGAUGAAACCUGAUUACUGGAGAUGGAUGAGGCAGAGAAUUCAUCGAUUAUGGCCAAGCUGGAUCAAGGGAUUGGAUACAUUAAUGGGACUAAACCAUCCAGUGGAAAACCACUUCCCCAAACRGAUAUUUCUAUACAUGGGAUCAUUUGCAAACAGUCCUCAGUGGUUCAAGCAGGCUUUUAUUGGGGCACCAUUAGGUGAAUUAGUGCAAUGGUCUGAUCUCAUCGCAGCGUUAUUCAUACUUGGUCAUAAUAUAGUGAUCUGCACCAGGAAGGAAGAAGUUAAAAA